Messenger RNA from Cutaneotrichosporon oleaginosum, 2028 nucleotides. RefSeq lists its product as uncharacterized. NCBI's taxonomy places the organism in Eukaryota, Fungi, Basidiomycota, Tremellomycetes, Trichosporonales, Trichosporonaceae. The record is from RefSeq and is a predicted model, not a curated record.
UUGCGGCUCAUCGUGGCAACCACUCCAUUCACUACUCUCUCCAUCCCGGUUUGCUCUUCCAACGCACUUGGUCAUCCUCGUCAACUCGUCGACCACCUCCCCUCCCCCCUCGCACCCGUCUCGUCCCCUCGCGCGUUCCGACCAGGAAUCCUCGCCUACCGCGCAAUGCGCCCCCUCACGUCCUCGACGCUGUGGAAGCGCGCGCCGAGCGCCGGCUCCCUCCUUAUCGGUGUACUUGUCGGCCUGCUCGUCGCGUCUCUUUUGAGAAGAGGAGAGGUGAGUCCCCCGACUGGCGCGCCGGCGAGGUACUGACCCCCGCGAAUUUGGUCUCUCGGCGCGCUCCAUCUACGCUGUUUGUCUUUCGCUCGCGUUUCUCUUAAAGCCUGCACCACCACCAUGGCAGGGUAGCGGCGGUGGGCUAUACCCCAACGCCAUGACUGGCAACCGCGUCGGCAAGAUCACAUCGCUGCCGAACAUGGACCAGCGUCUCCGCAUUCUCAAGUUGUUGGGCACCAUUUCAGCGAAGCACACCCGCGAGUGCACGCGCAACCCUCAGAAACUCUACGUCGACCAGGCCAAGGAGCGAUACGAGCCGCUGAUCGGUCACAAGACUGGCUGGCGCUCCUCGGGUGGCCUUUCCGGGCUCUUCGGCGGCGGAGCGUCCAGUAGAGACCGCGAGCAGUUGCACCUCGCGGACACGCGCUUCAGCCGGCGCGACGUCCUGACGCGCAAUCUCAUGUCUCUCCAAGGCCCCGACAACCACAAGUACUUCUUCGCUAUCAACCUGUACGAAUCGUUCGACGUUAUCCCAGACCUGUUCAGCACGCUGUUCAAGACGGCCAGUAUCUUGGGCUACCACAACGUCAUGGUGUCAAUCUACGAGAACGGAUCCAAGGACCAGACCAAGGCGCUCCUCCGGCUGUUUGACGCCCUGUGCCGUUCCGUCGGGAUGCGCGUUAUCAUCCGCUCGUCGGCACGUACUCGUGGUCAGUUCAACCACCGUAUCGAGUAUCUCGCCGAAGUGCGUAACUCAGCCAUGGUGCCGCUGCACGAGCUGCGCGACCAGGGCGACUACUACGACUCGAUUGUAUUCAUGAACGACAUUCUACCCUGCGUCGACGACCUGCUCGAGCUCAUCUGGCAGAGCCGCCGCCAGAACGCUGGCAUUACCUGCGCCGCAGACUACAUGUACCACGACGACAUCGGCUCGCCGGUCUUCUACGACAACUGGGUCGCGCGCGACCUGAACGGCACGGCGCUUGAGAAUGCCCCCUUUGAACAGGUGUUCCACCACGCCGAGAGCAGCCAACGCUUCCAGCGCCAUCUGCCCCUGCAAGUCCAGAGCUGCUGGAACGGUGUCGCUGUGCUGGACCCCGCCCCGUUCUACGAGACGUUCCCCGUCAAGUUCCGCAUGGCCAAGCUCACGGAGAACGAGUGCUCGGCGUCCGAGUGCUCGCUCAUCUGCAACGACUACUGGGCUAUGGGGUACGGACGCAUCAUCAUGGUGCCCCGCGUCAAGCUUGCGUACGACAAGAAGGUGUACGACAUCAUCCACCCCGAGCGCCGAAACCUCACAGCUAUCCGCGGGUACAAGCGUCUCGGGGGCAUGCCGGACGACCCGCGCUCCGACCCCCAGGACCGCAGCUGGUACGGCCCGCACGACCGGCUGUUCACGCCGGAGGAGGACCUCGAAUUGGACUUCAAGCCGGGCCCGAAGUCAGGUGAGUAGAGUGCGGCGCAAGUGCAUGUUCAGCGAGCCGACAGGGGCUCAAGGGCGGCGUUGAGUGGCGCUCCCGCUAUGACUUCGAAUCAUGCUGACAUCAGUCUGGUGCUGGGGAUGGGACGGAGCAGGUGACCUCGACGGCCCCGACGUCGACCCUAUUUGGGAAGACCAGGCGCCGCAGUCGUCGCAGCCCGAUGCGGUCAAGAUAAAGCACCACCGCAACCUCCGCGGCUACUAGCCCGGCCAGAUUAGACAGCGCCUGGCGCGUACACGGCUUUCAUAGAUGCAUCGAGAUUAGUAUGACG